GGCGCUCCGGUUUCCUGGCGGAGAAGAUGGCGGCUCCUGGACCGGGGGAGUAUUUUAACGUUGGGAGCCAUGUCUCAUGUCUAACAUGCCUGGGACAGCGGCUGCAAGGAGAGGUUCUGGCCUUUGACUACCAAUCGAAGAUGCUGACCUUGAAGUGCCCGGCGGCCAGCGGGAAGGCGGGCCUGCACGACGUGGUCCUCAUCAACCUCGCCUACGUCUCCGAGGUGGACAUCAUCACCGACCGCACGGAAACCCCGCCCCCGCUAGCCUCCCUGAAUGUUAACAAGCUUGCCAGUAGAGCUCGCAGUGAGAAGGAGGACAAGCUGUCUCAGGCGUAUGCCAUCAGUGCUGGAGUCUCUCUGGAGGGACAGCAGCUCUUCCAGACCAUACACAAAACGAUCAAAGAGUGCCGGUGGCAGGGUAAGGACAUCAUCGUGAUGGAUGACGUGGUCAUCGCGCCGCCUUACCAGGUGGACAACUGCAAGGGCAAAGAGGGCAGCGCUCUAGCCCACGUACGCAAAAUAGUUGAAAAGCAUUUUCGGGACGUGGAGUCCCAGAAGCCGGCCCAGCGGGCACAAGCACAGCAAACACAGAAGGACUCUAAGGACUCCUCCACGUUAUCAUCCUGAGCUGAGCAGAGCAGAGAGCAGCAGAGCCAACCAACAUACAGACAGACAAGACGAACAGAACAGAACAGAACAGACCGACCUACAGAUGAGAGAAAAGACGGAGAAACACCACCACCACCACCACCACCACCAUGGCGAAGGCAGUUCCUCUUUUUUUUUUUUUUGGUCCCCCAAGUUUUUUGUUUUUUUUUCUCCUUCCCUCCUCCUCCCACAUUUUUCUUUUUUUUUUUUUGUAUGUUUGUUCUCCUCGGCUCACAGCGUCUUGGUCGGGGUGGAGGGCUGCAGGAAUGUGUCUUUGUGGAGUAUUUUGGGUGGAGUGGGGGGUGUGGUUUUGGCUGUGGGGGCUGGCAGGGUCAGGAAUGAGGAAGUGGUCUCGAUAAGCUGCCAAGAUGGCCGUCGCAUGUCCUUCAGCACCGGGCAGGCAGCAAGCAAAGACCUCCGUUAUCAGGAGGAGAGGACACCAUAACGAGACUUACCCAAUGCGUUUACUUUCUUUCUUUUAUGUCUCUCUCUCUCUCUCUCUCUCUCUCUCUCUCUCUCUCUCUCUCACCCUCUCAAUCCUUUUCAACAUAAUUUAAUGAAUUGCAUUCUUACACCCCUUCUGCCUGCCCUGUCCGCUCUUACCCAUGUCAUCUCUCCAUCUCUGUGCCCUUUUCCCUCUCUCUCUCUCUCUCUCUCUCUCUCUCUCUCUCUCUCUCUCUCUCUCUCUCUCUCUCUCUCUCUCUCUGGCUGACCUUGGCCAACCCCUUCUGUUUCCCAUCCCUGCAUCCCUCCUCUCUGUUCUGGUUCACUCACUCUCUUUUCUCUCUUCCUAUCCUGGCUUUCUCCAUGAUUGUUUUGGCCAUUUGCUGAUACUCUCCACCCCCCACCCCCCUUCCAUGUCUCCUAAGUUACCUGUAUGAGUGACAGUAGAUGAGACAAACCCAGCCCCCUCCGCCACCCCUACCCCUACCCCUCCAUAUUUGAGGUCUGGUUGGUUCGUCUACGUAGAAGGGGGUCAAGGUCACUAAAUGUGUGAUCUGUAUGGAUGGAAGAAAGGAAGACAGCAGGUGAACAGUCUGGAGCAAGGCGGCAGUAUAUGUUUGACCCAUCUGCAUCUAGGGCUAAUGAUUUAAGCAUCAACUGACCAACAACGCACUUCAGAAACGACAACAAUCUUCAACACAUUCACAUGGACUUUUUUUUUUUUUUUUUACCCCGGCUGGUUCUUUAAAAAGUAGGGUUGUCAUCUCUCUUCACUGAUAGAAACGAACGAGGGUUUCUCUUUCCUCCCCCACCUCCCCUCUUCCUUAUGUCCAGACGUGGUGUUUUGCUUUCACUUUUUUGGCCCUUCCAUUCUUGUCUGGGUCGACUUAAGAGUCGCAGUGAGGGCAGCUGUCCAGCAGGUGUCGCCUCUGAGCCAUGCUGCUGCUGUGAAAGGCAGGGCUGUGCAGUACAGAGCGUGGCACAGAACUGGACAUGCGUUUAAUAAUAAUGGUUGUUAAUUUAAAGUUGAAGUCUGCGUCUACCACAGAGGUGCAGGGGGGUGGCAUGGUGCACCACCCCUCCUCCAAAACAUAGGGCUAUAUGCCUUUCUUUCUUUUUUUUUCUCCCCCUGUUCUCCAUAGCGCUUGAUAAAACCUCCUCCAAAAUAAUGGUCCUUGACUCAACAUAACGAUACCUCUUCCAUGACGGGACCACUUUUCCUUUCUUUUGAAAAAAAAAAAAUAUUUUCUUGAUUCCUUCAUUUUAUUUUUGAAGAUAUCCAUACAAAUAUGCGCUCUUCCAUUCUCGUCAAUGAGUUGUGGGGUGGAGAGGAGCCUUUCAUCCUGUUGUCUCACCUCCCCAUAGCUUCAUGCAUUCCUGACUCGCUCCCGUGGUAAGAGUGCCAUUUCUUUUGCGCCUCCCCAAAAAGAGAAAGGAAGAUUCUGAUUUUUGAAAUCCACGUGAUAGCCAGUGUUACGGUGUGGCGAAGGAAGACGAGGGCCAGUCACCACGCUCAGAUGAUGAUCGUGAUGACGGUGAGGAGGAUGGCCUUUUAUGAUUUUUUUUUUUUUUUUUUUUGUGGAGAGAUGAGGAGCUGGAGAGGCGUGUUUCCAUGUUGGGAAUGCUGCAUUGUGCUGUGGUACGGAGGGGAUGGAAGGGUCAGGAUUUACCCUCAAGCCCGCUCCCCGUCUUCACCAACCUACACACACACACACACACACGGACGCACGCCCCGCCUGCUCCUCACAACAAGCCCUCCGCUGGACGCUAUCAGUAAACAGAAGCCGAGAGAUGCGCUCCCACGCUGUGAACCAGUCCGACCUCACGGUGUGAGUGUGUGUGUGUGUACAAGUGUGUGUGUGUGUGUACAAGUGUGUGUGAGCGUGUGUGUGUGUAUGAACGAGGCUGCCAAUGCCUAGGUUUCUUUCCCAGUAUUUUAUUUUUUAUUUUUCAAUAGUAACAUUAAAAUAAAAAAAAAACGAAAACAGUCAACCUGUUUGUAUUUGCUUUCAUGGUUUUGUGGUGUGUGGUUAACCUUGUGUAGGUAGGACUAGUCCUCCUCUGUAGGAGUUUUAAGAUAUAUGGUGCAGGGCGGGUAUGGUUCCCAGUCAGAUUUAGAAAAUAUGCCCCUUGGUUAUACCUACUUCAGGGAUGGGCAACUGUAGGCCCGGGGGCCACAUGCGGCCCGCCUCCUCACUCAGUGUGGCCCCUUAGAUAAUACAUAAUUAAAGAAAUAAUGACUAAGCUUAUAUUUUCCAGAACACUGCCGUCUGUGGUCCCUUGUAAUUAUACUGUUAGCCGAUAGAGAUCACUCCUAUUCCCUCCAAACAAUAUUGGCAGUCAGUGAGCAACCAACUGCACCUCGAACUCUGCAAGUGACAGUCCGAUCCCUGGUCAUCUGGCCCUCCGAUGGUGGCGA
Molecule: messenger RNA, 3513 nt
Organism: Engraulis encrasicolus (European anchovy)
Lineage: Eukaryota; Metazoa; Chordata; Actinopteri; Clupeiformes; Engraulidae
Gene: lsm12a
Product: LSM12 homolog a
Exons: 5
Coding region: 27-629 (200 amino acids)
Source: RefSeq, a predicted model, not a curated record